Molecule: messenger RNA, 1956 nt
Organism: Uranotaenia lowii
Lineage: Eukaryota; Metazoa; Arthropoda; Insecta; Diptera; Culicidae
Product: UDP-glycosyltransferase UGT5-like
Exons: 2
Coding region: 27-1592 (521 amino acids)
Molecular function (GO): UDP-glycosyltransferase activity
Source: RefSeq, a predicted model, not a curated record
UCGGUUUGGAUCGGACGCACUCCAGAAUGGGAACAUCGAAUUUAGUGAUCGUUUUAUUAAUCGCUCUAAUCAGCUGCCUUUCGGUUACUUCCGGGAGCAGCAUCUUGUUUCUGGCCCCAUUCAACGGACCCAGUCAUUGGUUAAUGUUGAAGCAAAUCAUCCGAGAGCUGGCUAGCCGGGGUCACGAAAUCACCUGUAUCACUGGCAUCAAAUUCGGCGAGAAGCUACCAAAUUACAAUGAAGUUUUCAUCGAUCCCCCCUACCCAAUGUGGGACAAGUUUCCACUGGCAGCCAUCUACAAUACAAAAGGAUACACCAGCGAUUUCAACAAUUUAUUCCUGUAUUGGCGCCUUGGGCUAGACAACAGUCAAUAUGGAUUGGAAAGUGAAAACGUCCAGCGAUUUCUGAACCGCGAUGACCUGCACUUUGACCUGGUGGUUUCCGAACAAUUCUUCCAGGAGAGUUGGCUGAUGUUUGCCCACAAAUACAACGCUCCGAUCGUCACGAUAAGCACCUAUGGAUACUCGGAUUUCUUUGAUCGCGCCAUGGGACUUCUAACGCCAUGGUCUUCGGUUCCACAUAUGCUACUGGACUACGACGACGGUAUGAACUUCAGCCAACGAAUCUACAAUUGCAUCAUAUCUUCUUUGGACUAUAUAAUCCGUGAAUUCGAUUACCUUCCGAAGCAGAAUGCAUUAGCCAAACAGUACUUCGCUGACCUGGAGCGACAACGUGGACCUUUACCCAGUGUACAAGCGUUACAGAAAAAUAUUUCGCUCAUCCUAGUCAACAGUCAUCCAAUGCUGGCAAAACCACGACCAUCAAUUACGGGUUUGGUAAACGUUGCUGGAGUCCAUAUUCCACCCCCAAAAUCUUUACCGUCUGAGCUUCAACGUUUCAUGGACGAGGCAAAACAUGGCGUUAUCUACUUUUCGCUUGGAGCAUACAUGCAAAGCUCAGAAAUGCCCUUGGAGAAACGAAAUACGAUUCUGAAAGUAUUUUCAAAGCUCAAACAACGCGUUAUUUGGAAGUUUGAAUCCGAAAAAAUCGGAACGAUACCCUCAAACAUUCUCAUACAAAAAUGGGCGCCUCAGAGUGACGUAUUGGCCCAUAAAAACGUGAUCCUAUUUAUUUCACACGGAGGCCAAUUCGGAACGUUCGAAGCAAUGCAUCACGGAGUGCCCACCUUGUUUAUGCCGUUUUUCGGGGAUCAGCACCGCAAUGCGAAUCGUGCUAUCCGAUCUGGUUUCGCCAUGAAGCAUCUGUUCCAGGACAUCACGGAAGAAUCAUUCGGAGCGCUAAUCGAAGAAAUGGUUGAUAACAAAAAAUACCUUGAAACGGCAAGGGCGAUUUCGACUCUGUUCCGUGAUCGACAAAACCAUCCGAUGAACGAGACAAUGUUUUGGAUUGAAUAUGUGCUGCGACAUAGAGGUGCUGCACAUUUGAAAUCAAAAGCCGUCAAUCUGUCGAUUGCUCAAUAUCUGCUGCUUGACAUCAUAGGGGCAUUAGUGUUUGGUUUACUAGUUACGAUCUUCAUUAUGAAAAGUUGUUGUUGUAAGAAGGGAAGGGCGAAGAAACUAAAGAAUCAAUAAAUAAACAGCUCUCACAAUGAAUUGUAUUGUCUACAAUAAAUGAUUAAUUCACAGGAAAAAUUAUAAUGAUUAUUGAGGUGGUCUAUGCCGAGUGCCGACGAUAUCCUGCUCAUUUCGACCUUCGCUUCGCCAGAAUGGCCCGUAGUAGAUUGCAGAGCGCUGUCAAUUCGGUAGCCGAUAGGGCUCCCACUGUUGAUUUUCACCCAUUAAAUCUUCCCUCCUACGAUUUGGCCCCAACAGAAGAAAGCUUGGCAAACGAACACCCACCCCCGAACGAAAUAAAACAUCGUACGUCAGGCAUGUCAAACUCGUUUAAGCGUGCGGGCCGCAUUAAACAUUUUCUAUGACGUAGAGGGCCGCAGCC